Molecule: messenger RNA, 1960 nt
Organism: Phasianus colchicus (ring-necked pheasant)
Lineage: Eukaryota; Metazoa; Chordata; Aves; Galliformes; Phasianidae
Gene: HDAC11
Product: histone deacetylase 11
Biological process (GO): epigenetic regulation of gene expression
Cellular component (GO): histone deacetylase complex
Molecular function (GO): histone deacetylase activity
Source: RefSeq, a predicted model, not a curated record
ACCAACAAACGAGGAAACCAGUCUGCAAAUGUGUUUUUUAAUUUAAGCUUAGGAGUUAAAUGGAAAUGAAAUAACAUAUUUGGAACUAAUGAACCAAACAACACUAGAACUCUAAUUAAGCAUCCAGCAUUAGGUGGUUUACAAAGAGUAAAAGGUGGCUCUGCUGAACUAACAUUGAGGCACACGCACAAAGGGCUGGAACAAAACACGUUAAUUAAAAGAUAGCGUCAAAGGGAUGGCAUGUUUUGUUGAAAUGAUGGUCUCCUGCUGCUCCGUAAGUGCUGAGGUGACAUCCAGGCAUCCAUCAAAAUGAAGGCCAGCCGAAGCUGGCAGAUUUAGAAAGGCGAGAUGUUUGCAGCUUUCACACAGGGGCCGUGCGCCUCCUGAGCGGUUCUGUGUGCCUGGCGGGUACCGCUGCUAUCGAUGGGCAGUUUCUCGUCACGGUGCCGCUGGCUUAGCCGUGCAAUUGCAUAAGGGAUGCAGUUUGCGUGCGUCCAGGCAGGCGAGAAGGCCCACCGCGCCAGCCCGCUCUCCCGCCUUCCCGAAGCCGCCCUCCGCCCCGCCCUCCCGGGCCCGGCCCCUCUUUGUCUCCGCCCGCGGCGGGCGGGCCCUGGGGCUGACUGUGCCGGGCCGCGGGGCGACCCUUCCCCUGCGCGGCCUCGCGGCGCGCCCCGGCCCGGCGCGGGGAUGCCUCACAGAACUGAGUUAUAUGAAGGUGUUCCACCAACUUGCUGGCCUAUCGUGUAUUCUCCAGACUACAACAUCACAUUCAUGGGACUGGAGAAACUACAUCCGUUUGAUGCAGGGAAAUGGGGAAAAGUAAUCAACUUUUUGAAAGAAGAAAAACUAAUUGGAGAUGACUUGAUUGUGCAAGCACGGGAGGCUACGGAUGAAGAUCUUUUGGUUGUUCACACAAGGCGCUACCUUAAUAAAUUGAAGUGGUCAUUCGUUGUGGCUACAAUCACAGAAAUUCCACCAGUCCUCUUUCUUCCCAACUUCCUUGUUCAGAGAAAAGUUUUGAAACCUCUGCGAACCCAGACAGGAGGAACAAUAAUGGCAGGAAAACUUGCUGUUGAUAGAGGCUGGGCAAUCAAUGUGGGAGGUGGUUUUCAUCAUUGUUCAAGUGACAAAGGUGGAGGAUUUUGUGCAUAUGCUGAUAUCACACUGGCUAUUAAGUUCUUAUUUGAAAGAGUACCAGGGGUGUCUAAAGCCACAAUUAUUGAUCUGGAUGCUCACCAGGGAAAUGGCCAUGAGAGGGACUUCAUGAAUGAUCAUAGAGUAUAUAUCAUGGAUGUGUACAAUAGAUAUAUCUAUCCAGGAGAUGGAUUUGCUAAACGUGCCAUAAAACGGAAGGUGGAGUUAGAGUGGGGUACAGAGGACACAGAAUACCUUCAGAAGGUACAUACUCAUGUGGAAGGAGCAUUAAAUGAAUUAAAACCUGACAUUAUUGUUUACAACGCUGGAACUGAUAUUCUGGAUGGCGAUCCAUUGGGAGGACUUGCUAUUUCACCUCAGGGAAUUGUGAAGAGAGAUGAAGUUGUGUUUAAGGCUGCCAGAAGCCGUGGAAUCCCAAUUUUGAUGGUGACAUCUGGAGGCUACCAGAAGAGGACUGCCCGGAUUAUUGCUGAUUCUAUCCUCAACUUGCACAACCUGGGGCUUAUUGACAACCAGUGGAGCUGAAAACCCAAGAUAAGGACAAGGAAAACUUCAGCUCAGAUGUGGACACCCACGAAACAUUGGCAAGUUGGCAGCAGCUCAGGUUCACCAAACUGGACUCCUGAUGUAUCUGAUACUUAUGGUUCUGGUUGCACUUCAUCUUUCUUCAUCUGCUGUAGCUGUUUUGCAGUUCAUCUACUUAAAAGGAGGUGGAAAAGAUUUUGCAGAUUAAGGGCUGGCUCAGUUCUUCCUCUGACUAUCUGGAAGAAUUCUACUGAGAAUAAAACUGUACAUCUGAAAAAUA